Molecule: messenger RNA, 933 nt
Organism: Prionailurus viverrinus (fishing cat)
Lineage: Eukaryota; Metazoa; Chordata; Mammalia; Carnivora; Felidae
Gene: NKAIN3
Product: sodium/potassium transporting ATPase interacting 3
Exons: 10
Coding region: 1-933 (310 amino acids)
Biological process (GO): regulation of sodium ion transport
Source: RefSeq, a predicted model, not a curated record
AUGUUCGUCAUCUUUCUGCCUACAACUGUUAAAUUUGAAAGUGAUGUUAUCAGGGUCCGCUGGGACCAUUGCCUGUGGGGUGGCUGCACAACCCCUACCAAAUGUUCUCCCAGCAGGGGAACUGCCUCUCCCCCUGUGGCCCUUGGAUCCCUCAGACCUUGCUUUCUGCUCCUGGAGAUUUGCCCUUCCUAUCAGAGCACCGCCAGCUUGCUGAAGGUGAAUUUUAACCAAGGUAAAUUCAGCUUACUGGAUGGAGGACAUUUCUUUAUGUCCAAGGAAAUUAAAGCUAUUCAGGCAUACACCUGCCACAUAACUAGAAAAAUACCUAGGCUCUCAGCGUUAGAGAGGCAAAUCUUUGACUUCCUUGGCUUCCAGUGGGCACCAAUUCUUGGAAAUUUUCUACAUAUAAUAGUCGUCAUAUUGGGUUUGUUUGGAACCAUUCAGUACAGACCUCGAUAUAUCGUGGUGUACACAGUAUGGACUGCCCUCUGGGUCACCUGGAAUGUGUUCAUUAUCUGCUUUUAUUUGGAAGUAGGUGGGCUCUCUAAGGAUACAGAUCUGAUGACAUUCAACAUUUCUGUGCACCGGUCGUGGUGGCGGGAACACGGGCCUGGCUGUGUCCGAAGAGUGCUGCCUCCGUCCGCCCACGGCAUGAUGGAUGAUUACACGUACGUCUCUGUCACAGGCUGCAUUGUGGACUUCCAGUACCUAGAGGUCAUCCACAGCGCUGUCCAGAUACUACUCUCUUUGGUUGGUUUUGUGUAUGCCUGUUAUGUGAUCAGUAUUUUCAUGGAAGAAGAGGACACCUUUGAUUUCAUAGGUGGACUUGAUGCACGCUCCUACUACCAGGAUCAUGUUGAGUUAAAGCCUAAAAAGCCAGUCGAAAUAAGUAAUGACACUGACUCUGAAACACGGCUGCUGAACUUGAGUUAG